Molecule: messenger RNA, 942 nt
Organism: Bipolaris maydis ATCC 48331
Lineage: Eukaryota; Fungi; Ascomycota; Dothideomycetes; Pleosporales; Pleosporaceae
Source: RefSeq, a predicted model, not a curated record
AUGGCGUCUUUGGAGGCGUCAUCUAAGGCUUCGUCUAAAGCUUCGUCCAAAUGUCAUAUCAAAAAUUCACCUAAAGAGUCGCACAAAAGGUCACCGAGGUCAUCAGAAGGUCUACAAAUCGCGGAACCUGAGCCAUAUCCUGAAGCCGUCAAUCGAUAUUCCCCGAAUCGCGAUACCAAAUUACCACAGCUACAAGAUCAGCCAGGCCCUGAUGAAGCAUCAAUACGUACCCGGCAAUCUCAAGAGCGUCUAUCCUUUCGUCCUAGGCCGUAUAGUGAUCAAUCUGGAUAUGGACCCACAGUCGAAGUUCCACCGGAUGUGGUGAAAAAGUUUUUUGCUCACCGACGACGCAAGUUUUUGUUCAUUGUUGUCUUCACACUAUUUAUAGUUGGUACCCUUAUUGGCUCCAGUAUAGGAGGUGCACUAUAUGUGCAAGACAAAGCUGAACAAUCCGCCCCUGGAAGCGAAAAUACCACUGAUGUACAAGAUGAAGGUCCAACAGCAAACUCCACACUCGCACCAGCGGAGCCUCCUACUCAAACCCAACCCUCGGGUGCGGCAUACACAGCGCGACCAUUUGGCGCCAUCCAAUCAAUCAACACAAUAUGUCCAUCCACCCUCCUCAUAUCUAGUCAACUCGAAGGCAGGAAUUCAGACACGAGUGGCCGCUACACCUACAACUGCCUCGACAAUACCAAUAUCCUAGACGAACCCAACCUCAUGGCUUUUACUGCAUACACCCUUGAACAAUGUGUUGACGCUUGCAGCCAAUACAGCGCCAUGGGCAACAAGAACGAAACGUGCAAGGCGGUUGUAAUCAACUCACAGUUUCGCGAACGAUACGAGACGGGACACGGGGCGAACUGCUGGCUGAAGGGCUCGGCGGAUGACGCUAGUACGGGGAAAUCGGGAUACACGGCGGCUGUCUUACGUGAGGGGUGA